This is a messenger RNA of Microsporum canis CBS 113480, 4851 nucleotides long. Its product is annotated as HEAT repeat protein. Gene Ontology annotation, cellular component: cytosol. The record is from RefSeq and is a predicted model, not a curated record. Bases 1 to 4851 code for a protein of 1616 amino acids. The transcript has 12 exons. Lineage: Eukaryota; Fungi; Ascomycota; Eurotiomycetes; Onygenales; Arthrodermataceae. Gene Ontology annotation, biological process: tRNA methylation.
AUGGACGCUGCAAUGGAUGAUAAUGGGCUGGAAGACAAGCCACUAGCUGUGAGGAGUAAAUUGAACCUGAGCCAAUAUAUUUCCCUAGACAACGAUGCGCCAAAAGUUGUGCCAGAGUCCGAUUUAAGGGCCCUUACCCAGGGCCCUUUGAAAUGCCUAAUACUAGAGUCUGGAAAUUACGAACAAUCACUUUCUCUGUGGAAUUGCCUCUUCCAUACGUUGGAGGAUACAGCACUCACUACAUCACACCAGACCUCUGUGUGCAAUGCCAUCUGUGCAUUUCUGGAGGCCGCAUUGACGGCUAGAGAUCCUGAGAUCUGUCAAUUUGCUCGAUCUAAGGCGACUUGGCUGUCCAUCUUUGAGGUAUAUCUUGAUCGAUUCGAGUAUAACCCUGCAAAGCCUAUGAAGCAAAUACUGGCUACACUGACAAAUAUCCUGGCCACACACCCCGAGUCAGAUACCACAAGCUCCAUUCGCUCUUAUUUAAUCGAAUCCGUGGUUAAAACUAUUCUACUAGCUGAACCCUUAGCCAGGCUGAAGGCUUCGGUCGUUUCUCUUCAUUUUCUUAUCCGAAAGGAUGCUUUCCCUGCAGUAGAUUUAAUAUCUCGGUUACAGGAAUGGCUUCGAGCCAAUGGUAACUGUUGGAUACCAGUUAUAGGUGAGCACUCCACCAAUGUUGGUCUCGAUAUACCCGCCUUUACAGAUAGCAACCGGGGCGGAGUUUUGGCUUCUCAGGACGAGCAAGGCUUGAUAACUGCACAGAUAUUCUGCCUUGUGCUGUUACUACACCUGCAGAAUGCGAAUGUAGUGACAUCCUCUGGCGCCCUUCUUUCUCAGCUAUGCUUCAAAUUGAAAAAGGAGUCUGAAGCUGGCCGGUUCCGGUAUUCAACUUCAGAUAACGGAGCUCCGUUUUGGGCCGCUCCCUUGAAGUAUCUGGCACUUCGGAAUCUGGAUAAUCUUGACUCAACUAUCAGCCUUGCUUUUCAUCUACUAUUCAGAGGCCGGCUAGCUGAGUUUCAAUCCUUUCUUGAUAUUCUACCUCUUGAAGACCUUCUGUCAGAAAACUAUAGUAAUACUGGCACUACUGAGUUUGCACUUCUUAUUGCUGUUCUUGAAACAGGGAAGGAGUUGGGACUUAUACAUGAGGAUCAAGCUCCAAAUUCAUCAUCGACUGAUAAAUUUCUAGUCCUGGAGAGUCAAAAGCUAAGACUUCUUUUAAUCCAUUCGAACGCCAAGAUAAGAGUACGGGUACUCUCAUUGUUGAUAUCUGCACCAUCUACUACGAAACCAUUCUCGCCUGAUGCCCUACUUAUCUUCAAGGAAAUGAUUCCAUUUGUUCAUGCUGAGGCGGAUGCCCACGUCCGCAGUGAGCUUGUCAGUCUGAUACGGAGACUCACUGUCCGACUCAGGGGUGGUUCAUCCCCACGCCAACUGAAGACAGAGGUAAUCGAGACUAAUCAGAAUUCUCAAUACCUUGAUGCAAAAACAUUUGUAUCCUGGUAUAUUGAGUUCCUACAAUCCGAGCUUCGACUAAGCGCUUCAUAUCAAACGCACAUUCUUGCACUGAAGGCAUUAGCAACUCUACUACAAUCCGGACUUGACCCAAGGAUUGACUCGGCUAAACUAUCAAAAAUUGGAAAUGACCAAAAGAACUGGCCCUUUGCAAUAGACAUAUUUACAACUAGCCUUUUCAGGGCAUUAGGGGACCUGUUAAUUAAUCCCUACGAAGAAAUCCGGAUGACCUCACUUGCAAUCCUCAGAUUAUUCCCGCUCUCAUUCAUCAAGCCCCAAUCCAUUGCUGGGGAUGAACUCGGUAUAAAGGAUGGCACUAUUCGUCAGCCAUAUCACCAAUUACUUGAAGCCUUUUCAAGAGCAGAGGAGAUGGCUGGUCAAACAAGUAGAGCUGACCAUGCCGAUGGCCUUGCCCGCAUCUAUCACUUUCUAUUUGAUCUUGCUGAAAACGGGCGUGGUUGCAAUGACAGAACGAGUAUUUACAACUAUAAGUAUGAUAUAGUUGAUUUGAUACUUACCAAACUCGAAAAAGUCACAUCCUUAUCGGAUAUAGCAACGCUACGAAAUACCCCUAUUCAUGGCCAUCUAUCUGCACUACGAUACAUAAUGGCAACGCCUAAUUUCUAUUCAUUAAUUUCGUCUAAAAACGACUUGGAGCCCUCUUGGAGAAUUGUGCUAAAGCGAACUUUGCUUCUUUGCGAAGCAAUGUGGUCUGAUGUUCAAGCGGUCUUAUGUGUGGACUCUCCGGAAAGGGAACACGGAGACUCCGCUGUUGACCUAUUAGGCCCAAAAGAUAUUCUGUCAUGUUGUUGGCGUGCUCUCCGAGAAUCUAGUUUGCUUUUGAAUGCUAUCUUAUCGAAUACCUCAUAUGCACCUCUGAGGGAUGGCUUAAAUUAUGAGGAGUAUUCCAGGGUUGGUAACCUCACGUUCUCUCAGCUAGCGGAACUACGGCACCGUGGUGCAUUCAGCGCAGUAUCCCAGACCUUUGUCUCUUGCUGUCAGAGAUGUAGUCUUUCAAAAGACAAAGCUAUUGCUAGUCUCCCUGAAACUUGGUUUACGGAAAUAUUGAGCACUAUUCACGGCCAAUCGUCCAAACUUACCCGCCGGUCAGCAGGGCUCCCUGCAUUGGCCCUCGGCGUAGCUUCAUCUGCGAAGCCCUUAUUCUUCCAUGAGAUUAUGGAAAAGCUUCAGGGAAUUGCAAAAGUUACGCCUACUUCUGUUUCAGAGCAAUUGGACAUGCGACUGCCGCAAGUCCAUGCCAUGAACUGUCUAAAGGACAUAUUUACUGCAACUAACUUAGCCACUGUAACAGAAGAAUACCUAAUGCCCGCGUUAAGUAUCUCAGCUGAAUGCUUAGGUUCAGAAAUGUUUCCUGGGUUAAUUCCGCUACUUACUGGUCUUCUUGAGAAGGGUGCUCCCAAGCCAACAAAGCCUUCCUCGGAUGCUUCGUUGUCAUGGGAAUUAUCAAUCACCACUGAACGUGUCUUUCCAGCAUUAGAACUGAUUGGAAAAAAGUUUCCCUCGCCUGCUUCUAAUGAGGAUAAACGUAUUCUAGAAUCAAUUUCAUGGCAGUUCGAGAGUCCUGUAUGGGGGAUUCGUGACCACGCUGCAAGGACAUAUGCUAGCCUGGUUGAUAGGGACGACAUUCUUCCCACUGCAUUACGGCUGUCCCAGGUAUCUAUACAGGCCCAGAACCAGCUUCACGGAAGUGCUCUCUGUAUCAAGUAUCUCCUUCGACGAAUCUGGGCUGCACCAGGAGCCUACUACCAAUAUAUCACCAUUGACCAUUUUGAUACCAUCUCACGAGUCCUUAAUCUUAAUAAAUAUUAUGGACAAAUCAUCUCCAACCCCCAGAUGAAGUCAUCAAUUAUCCGAUCUUCUUCACUUUUCCUAGAGAGUAUUACUUUUGGCUACUUAAUGAUAGGAGUUCUUCUCCAUUCAUCCCAAGAGGAAUUGACUAAGUUCAUCCAGGCAGUCUCAGCCGUUGAUGUCAACGUUCCUGCAUCUGUUUUGGAGCGUUUUCACCAGGCAUUCAUUUCCCACUUAAGCUCUCGAAAUGACCGACUAAAGCUGUAUUGCCGCAUGAUCACGGAGGCUCCUUCAAAGAGAGAAGCUGUCGGGGGCAAGCUUGGCGAACUAAGCUUCUUAAUUCCAUGGUCCUCUACAUUCCCUAUCUCAGAAGAAGAUAAUGAGCCAUUCUGGGAUCGUGAAAUGGUCGACGCCUCCAUCCGCCUUCAGGGGUGCCUCCUUUCGCUAAGUAUUAGACAAUCUCCCAACGCUUUGAUUUCGAACUCUGCAGUUGCAGCGCGCUUCAAAAGACUAGCCCAGCAAUUAUCGAUUUCUAUUCAUGAUGAAACGGUGUUUACCACGAGAUUUGCUGCUGUGACUUCUUUAAAAUCCGUUGUCUUAGGCCUGACAGCGGCUGAGAUAAAUUUCUCCCAAGCGCCAAUUUUGGUUGAUGCAAUUUUCGUGCUGUACGACAUGCUUAAUGAUGACGAUGUUGAAAUCAGAGAGGCAGCCGCUCUUAUUGCCUCCAAAGUGCUAGCGGAUGAAUCAAUGGUUUUCAGGCUCCCUGCUGCCGCUGCCACUGCUAUCGCAGACUUUCUUACGAUCCACUACUGCGGCUCAUCUCAAGUUUUUGAGGGUGGUCUCCAACGCUUCCUUGGGGCGGCUAGCCAAAAAAAAUUAUUCGUCCCUGCUGCUGAGGUGCUGAACAAGGCUAUCAAAGAAUCGACGGCAUUGUUCGCAGAAGAGAAACAAAACCUCUAUAUUGAUGAUGUUAGAGAAAUAAAGACAUGGAGUCGACACCUUGUUCGACUUGAUAAUACAGCUAUCAAUGUCCAUCUAUACCAAGAAUUCCACACAUGGGUUAUAGAUGGAUUAGAUGCUCUGACUAAAAUAGCUGGAAGUCAUCCCAAGGACUCUCUCCUAGGCUGGACAUCUAAUGUGGAUGUCUUUGUGACUGGGCUUCGCGUUCUUUAUGGUGCAAAGAUGCUUUUAAUCACACAUAGACAAGUGUCUGCUGAUGUCAAUAUUGCAAAACUGCACAACAAGCUCCAGGCUCUUUACAACAACACAUCUACUACAGAAUUGAACCCAGCCUGGAUAUCCCUUCAGGAGAGCUUAUUGACGGCAAAUAAAGAAGCAGCAGAAAAGCUCGAAUAUCUCACGCCCGCUAGGAUGCAGCAUGAAGCACAGGCGGAAGAAGCAGCUCGCUGUGCCCGAGAAGCCCAACAAGCCGAGCAGAUUGCUGAGCUUACCGCCAUCAUGACCUCGCAUAGCGCAUGCCGUGCCCAGCCGAUUCAACAGCCUCAGCUUGCACAUGUGGCUCAGGCGUAG